This is a messenger RNA of Xyrauchen texanus (razorback sucker), 1501 nucleotides long. RefSeq names its product nuclear factor interleukin-3-regulated protein-like. Bases 292 to 1077 code for a protein of 261 amino acids. Gene Ontology annotation, biological process: regulation of DNA-templated transcription; circadian rhythm. Lineage: Eukaryota; Metazoa; Chordata; Actinopteri; Cypriniformes; Catostomidae. Gene Ontology annotation, cellular component: nucleus. The transcript has 2 exons. Gene Ontology annotation, molecular function: DNA binding; DNA-binding transcription factor activity. The record is from RefSeq and is a predicted model, not a curated record.
GAGACACUCAGGUCACACACAGACAGGAAAAAGGGGUUGAUCUGUGGAGAGUCAGCUGGUUCCAGAAAUGAUAAGCAUCUUCAUUGAUCUUGAUUGUCAACGCCUGGUGACCUGACGAGACUUCGGGAACUGUGAGAAGCUGUGAAGGUACAGGUUCUGGUGGCAACAUGACUGAGAGAUGAACUUAGGACUCAUAUCUGACUAAACCAAGAUACCACAUUGAGAAAGACAACAGGUGCAUAUUGUGUGAAACCAACCAGAAACUUGUACAUCUCAUCUGGGCAGGUGAUAAUGGAGUCUGCUUUCUCACAAGUAAGUUGGGAAGCUGAGGCAGAAGCUGAGGAAGCAUCUCUAAGGGGUCUGGGCUUGCGUCGCAAACGAGAAUUCAUCCCAGAGGAGAAGAAAGAUGCAAUCUACUGGGAAAAACGGCGCAAGAACAACGAAGCGGCCAAACGUUCACGAGAAAAACGAAGGGUCAACGACUAUGUUCUGGAGACACGAUUGGUUUCAAUGAGUGAGGAGAAUGCUCGUCUACGAGCCGAGUUGUUGGCGCUAAAGCUUCGGUAUGGUGUUCUCAGCCCUGGGGUAUCUUAUUCCUCAUCUCAAAGGGCCCUGUCUCAACUUCACCCACUGGCCCCACAACCUCUGAUCUCUUGCCCAGACAAAGACCUCUACUGGGCUAGAAAGGAAGACAGAGAAUCUUCCAAUCUGCCUGGAAACCAGCAGCCACCCAUUGGUUUGGGAACCCACCCUGGGUCAGCAUUCCUGCCCACACACCCUAUGGCCUUACGAAGAAAUUACCCAUACUUUCUAGAAUUUCCCAGCCUCCAUUCUCCUACAACUACACCUUUACUCUUACCGCCACACUUUGCCUCAGCAGCCUCCCCUUGGGCAGGUAGACCCCUGCUCCAGCCAGGGAAUCAGAGGAUCUUGUCAGACGAAGAAGGUGAACAGCAGGUGCCGGCAGAUUCCAGCGCUGCACUGCCCCAUAAACUCAGACUGAAGACGCAAAACUCACAGCGCAAAGACAAUGGAACUAAAUCUGCAUCUCCGAUCCCAGUAUAUAUGUCAGAUUGAAAAGCUAUAGGGUAGAAUGACUCAGCAGUUAUGAGUCAUCCUGCUUAUUUGCCACAGUUUCCAAUUGUCAAAACUGUAAUUAUUUUGCAUAUUUCCAUUAUCAAGGUGGAAAGAGGCAACACUGAAUUGGGAUGAUGAAAGAUGGUACAUGGGAAGCUUUUUUUAAUAUUUGACAUAUUCACUUCUUCUUUUUUAUGAAUUUGUCAUGGAUCCCGUAACAUCUGGUUUCAAAUUAGGAAAAUAACUACUAAUCUGAUUGAUGAAAAGGAAUCUGAUGUCACACUGACCUCAGGAAUUAAAAGGUUACUUCUGAUACCUCAAAGUAAUUCUGUAAGAGAAAAAGAAAAAGAACUGAAUAAGAGGUUGAAUCUGUACAUACUGGAACAUUUUACAUUUGGGUAUCAUGAGUAAACCAUUAUCAAAA